Molecule: messenger RNA, 1953 nt
Organism: Pediculus humanus corporis (human body louse)
Lineage: Eukaryota; Metazoa; Arthropoda; Insecta; Psocodea; Pediculidae
Product: carnitine palmitoyltransferase I, putative
Exons: 11
Coding region: 1-1953 (650 amino acids)
Biological process (GO): carnitine metabolic process, CoA-linked
Cellular component (GO): peroxisome
Molecular function (GO): carnitine O-acetyltransferase activity
Source: RefSeq, a predicted model, not a curated record
AUGACUUCCAUAAUAAAUUCAAACAGCAAAAAAGACUUGUUUCUUUUGGCUUCAUAUUUUCGAAGAUUAAAUGGAAAUAUUAUUUUACAUAUGAGCUCAGCAUCAAGUGUACUUAGUCAAUCAAAAACGGAAACACCACCAACAAAAACAGAAAUAAUGCGAUUUCCCGUACAACCCCUUAAAGAAACUCUACAAAAAUAUAUCGAGUCGGUUAAACCUUUUGUCAAUGAAGAAGAAUUAACGAAUACAAAAAAAAUUGUGGACAAUUUUUCCGAACCUAAUAAUAUUGGUACGGUACUACAAUCUCUGUUGGAAUUCAGAGCUAAAAAUAUUGAAAACUGGUUAUCAGAUUGGUGGUUAGAUACUGCAUAUUUAGAAUACAGAGAUCCAGUUGUAGUAUAUUCGAGUCCAGGUUUGGUUUGGCCAGCUAAAAAUUUCCAAAGUGAACAUGAAAGAAUUUGUUAUGCAGCUACGAUCAUACAUUCAGCAUUACUUUUUAACAUAUUAUUAGAGAAAAAGAAACUGCCACAGGACAUGUUGGGAUCAUUUCCUUUAUGCAUGAAUCAAUAUUAUAAAAUUUUUGGAACUUGUCGAAUUCCAGAUUUACCAAAAGAUAAACUUUUAUUUCAAGAUCCGAAAAAUCCGAGUACUAACAUACUAGUUAUUUAUAAUAAUCAAUUUUUUAGCAUCAAUGCAUUUAAAAAUGACACUAGGAAUCCUCUAUCAAUAAACACAUUUUACACAAUGUUACUUGACAUUGUUGAAAAUAACUGUUCGGAAGAUGUGGAAUAUCCUGUCGGUGUUCUCACGACAGAAAACAGAGAUAAUUGGGCAGAAGCUUAUAAAGAAUUAAAAAGAAAUGACAUUAACAAAGACAUAUUGGAAAAUUACAUUGAGAAAGCACUUUUUGUCGUUUGUUUGGAUAAACCGCUGCCAAAUAACAAUUCCUCAUAUGAUACAAAAUGUAGUAAAUUAUUGCUACACGGUUGUGGUAGUAAAUAUAAUGCUGGGAAUAGGUGGUAUGAUAAAACAAUUCAAUUUAUUUUUGGAUGUGGUUCCGAUGGUGUGGGAGUCGCAUAUGAACACAGCCCUGCAGAAGGUGGACCAAUCGGUGUCUUGACUGAUUAUGUUUUGCUCAAAGAGGGGAAAAUUUCAAACAGUCAAUAUAAAUUUGAAAAAGUAGAAGAUUAUCCUUUGCCACAAAAAUUAGAAUUUUGUUUGAAUGAUAAUAUAAAAGAAGCAAUAACUAAAGCAAAAGUUGCAGUCAAUAAAAUCAGCUCGACUCUUAACGUCAACAGUUUUUCUUUUUUUAAAUUUGGUAAAAAUGAAAUUAAAAAGUUAAAAGUAAGCCCGGACAGUUUCAUUCAAGUCGCCAUACAAUACGCUUUUCACGAGUUACACAAACAUCCGGGAGCACAAUACGAAUCGGGAUCACUGAGAAGGUUCGUUAACGGUCGUACGGAUACAAUUCGUACCUGUUCGGAAGACGUUUUGAAAUUUUGUCAAAAAAUGUCCGAAGCGAACGCGUCGAAAGAUGAAAAAAAAGAAGCACUGUUGAAAGCACUCUCAUCUCAUAAAAAAUACGCGAAAGAAGUCGUCGAGGGUAAAGGAAUCGACCGCCAUUUGUUGGGAUUGAAAAUUUUGGCGAAAAUAAACGGCGUGGAAAAUUUGAAUUUAUUUAACGAUGUCGCAUAUCAGCGAAGCACUUAUUUUCAACUGUCGACAAGCAACGUUCCGGUUAAAUGUAACGGUUUUAUGGUUUACGGUCCUUUGGUCAAAGACGGUUACGCCUGUUGUUACAAUCCUAGAGAUAACAACAUCAAUUUUGGAAUGACGGCUUGGUUUAACAGCGACAAAACAAAUUUGAACGAAUUCAGAAAGAAUUUAUGCGAAGCUCUUAUGAAUAUGAAAUGUUGUUUGGAAAAUGACGAAACGGUCAAAUCGAAAUUAUAA